CCCCCUCUCCGAAUCCCUCCUCAACAUACAUCUUAUCCAUCUCUUCUUCCUCGAGGCUUUUAGUAUUUAUUUCACCCGUAUAUACACUCGCCUAAUUACACCCACCCAACCCGGCGGUAGCUUCACAUUGCAAAUAUUCCAUUGCCAUGCAACGAGACCAGAACUCGGACAGGACAACACGCUCAAGCCUCGACGAGCAGCAUUCCACAGACACCUACAUUGACGCGUCUCCUACAGCGGAUCGGCAGCCAAGCGCUGAAAGUCAAUUACCUCAGUGUUCUGCACCAAAUCCUGCACCAUGCCCCAAGACAUCGGACUCCGAACCUCCCUCACCGUCGCGCUUUAAGAGCCUGAUUGCGCCUUUCAAACUUAGUCUUGUUCUCGAGAAUAAGGGCAAUGUUGCCCGCGACCACCUGGCUUCGGAGCGGACGUACCUAGCCUACGUCAGAACCAGCCUGGCUUGUUCGAGCGCCGGUGUCGCUCUUGUGCAACUUUUUACGCUUUCCGCCAACACGCUGAACACACCUGGAAUAAACUUGGAGCAAUGGGCACGGCCGUUAGGAGCGGUGAUAAUCCUCCUUGGCCUUUUGGUCCUUAUCUACGGGGUCGUCCGGUACUUUACAACGCAAGCCGCUCUCAUUCGCGGCUACUAUCCAAUUGCCAGAAACUCUCUUACCGGCCUUGCCUUCGUGCUUGGGACCAUCAUAGGUGUUGUUUUUGGCAUCCUCGUCGCCGGCACGAAGUAUUAGGCAAGCACACCGUCUCAACACCCCCAUUACUCUUGCGCUCAGCCUCGACAUAUGCGACACGGCUGCGGUUGAUGUUCUCGCUGCAGUGGGCGACAACCU
Molecule: messenger RNA, 848 nt
Organism: Coniophora puteana RWD-64-598 SS2
Lineage: Eukaryota; Fungi; Basidiomycota; Agaricomycetes; Boletales; Coniophoraceae
Exons: 3
Coding region: 147-749 (200 amino acids)
Source: RefSeq, a predicted model, not a curated record